Messenger RNA from Episyrphus balteatus (marmalade hoverfly), 996 nucleotides. RefSeq lists its product as uncharacterized. The record is from RefSeq and is a predicted model, not a curated record. The transcript is spliced from 2 exons. NCBI's taxonomy places the organism in Eukaryota, Metazoa, Arthropoda, Insecta, Diptera, Syrphidae. Bases 1 to 996 code for a protein of 331 amino acids.
AUGGUUAACGUUGUAGCAGUUUUUCAAGAUUUCUGGACUUCAUCGGCUUAUUAUAGUUACAGCAAUUUUGGAAAUUUCAAUAUUGAAGAAUUCUUCUGGAACAAUGGAGAUUCAGUAAUUUUUCGUGAUCGAAUGCGAAAUCUUCAGGACAUUACAUUACCAGUUCUUUUUGGAGGAGUCGAACCAGGAGUUAUAAUCUAUAAAACCUCAAAGGGUAAAGAGAAAAUCGGUGGUUAUGUGGGACAUCUUUUUAACAGCUUUGCUAGAAGACACAAUGCCCGAUUGAACGCUUCAAGUUUAACGACUUCGAUUUCUUCGUACGCAAUUCAUAACCUUAUUUUAAAUGGAACCAUUGAGAUGUCAGGUGGAACUUUGUCGAUAAAAGAUGAUUCAAUAAAAUGGUUUUCUUAUCCGUACACAGAAUUCGAUUGGGGAGUGAUGCUGCCAAUAGAGCCUAGAAUUCCAAUUUAUAAAGUCUUUGCAUUUGUUAUUGAAUGGAAAACUUUUAUCUCAAUCAUCUUGGUAUGGAAAUUGCUCUCUGUUUUACUUGAAACAGCUCUUAAAUUCUCAGGAAGAUAUAGAAAUUAUUCCUUGCGUAAUCUCUUCUUUAACAUCGAUUGCUUUCGUGGAAUACUCGGAGAGCCGUUUUCUGAGGCUCCAAAUGCUUCCUUCACAACGAAACUAAUAUAUUUGCUGAUAUUUUUGCUUGGAAUGAUGAUAUUAACUUCAUACGAAGCAUUUCUUAAGUCUUUUAUGACUCAUCCGCCGAGACAAAGUUUUAUUAAAUCCUUUGAUGAUCUUCAAUUAUCUGGUUUAAAAAUCUACAUCCUUCAAGCUGAUAUCGAUGGGGUAUUGAUUAAACAAAGACCAAAUCUCAUCAAAAAGUAUUCAAAUAUUCAAAAUAUGCAUUUGAAAUUACAGAAAUCAAAUGGAAAGUUAUUGCAAAUCAACAAAAUUACUUUAAUCGACAGCUAUUUCGUUGGUCUGAAGAAUUGA